AGUAAAUGGACAUAUUCAAUGUCGCUACAGUAUUGCGACUGAAUCUUGGAGUGAGCCCGAAGUUGUCAAGGGCAUUGACCUGACUAUCAGCGGACUCUCUCCUGCUCUCAACUAUGGUGGGGCUACCUUUGUGGUAGUGAUAAUCUGGGCUAACAUACCGGGACAUCAUAGGUCAGCAGGCAUAUGAGGGAAUGAAAGGUAGGCUUCUCUUCAGUCUGAUGCAAUCGAUUCAAUGACCAAGCUCAUGGCCACACACAGCCUUUCGUGACCCGCAGGGUCAGAUCCGCAUCUUCCGCCCGGAAGUGCACGCAGCACGCAUGGCCCAUUCCUGCGAGGUCGUUUCCAUUCCACCCAUUCCCCAAGAGCAUUUUAUUCGAUCGGUGGCAUUGGCCGUGUCGGUGAAUGCCGAGUUCGUACCUCCCUUUGACAGCAGCGCCGCCCUUUACAUUCGACCGCUGGUGUUGGGCUCUGGCCCUCAGAUCAAUCUUGCUCAGCCUGAUGAGUACACAUUUUGUGUUUUUGUUCUUCCUGUCACCAGUCUCCUCGGCACUAAGCCAGUAGAUGCUUUGAUCAUGGAGGAAUUUGAUCGAACAGCUCCAAUGGGAACUGGAAAUGCCAAGGUCGGUGGAAACUAUGCCCCUGUUCUGCGGUGGGCUGCCAAAGCGCGCGCCAGGGGGUAUGGCAUUCCACUGCACCUCGACAGCAAGACACGUACCGAAAUCGAUGAGUUCUCGGCUGCGGGCUUCAUCGGGAUUAGACAUGAUGAUAAUGGGGGGACUACCAUGGUUGUGCCAAAUAGUUCGUGUAUCAUCCAGAGUGUCACCAGCGACAGCUGUGUUGAGCUAGCACGGUCGUAUGGCUGGCCAGUGGAGGUCCGACCGGUUCGUAUUUCGUCUUCCUGUCCUUGCACGUUCACUGAACAUACUUCUCAUCAUCAUCGUCACUUAGAUCAAAUACACCGAGCUGCCUGAGUUUUCCGAAGUCCUGGCGGUAGGCACAGCGGCAGUGCUC
Molecule: messenger RNA, 1011 nt
Organism: Aspergillus aculeatus ATCC 16872
Lineage: Eukaryota; Fungi; Ascomycota; Eurotiomycetes; Eurotiales; Aspergillaceae
Exons: 1
Biological process (GO): branched-chain amino acid metabolic process
Molecular function (GO): branched-chain-amino-acid:2-oxoglutarate transaminase activity
Source: RefSeq, a predicted model, not a curated record